Molecule: messenger RNA, 522 nt
Organism: Prorocentrum cordatum
Lineage: Eukaryota; Dinophyceae; Prorocentrales; Prorocentraceae
Source: the annotation of a GenBank genome assembly
AUGGGAGCUAUCAGCCGGACGAGAUGGGCGUCCGCCCCAGCACCACUCAUUUGCACGGUCGUGGCACUGCUCGGAGUGUCAGAUGCUCGGAAUCCCACGUCUGACGUGCCCAUCUACACCACCUCUGAUGUCGACGUAGGGGCGGAGCGCCGUUGGACGCUUGUGCUGGAGUACGAUGCUACAGAUGAAGAGCUGGGUGGCAUUCGCCAGGAGUUUAACAACGGGCAGCACAGCCAUCCCGGCAGAGGCCAGAUGCCAUUUGUGGUGGGAAGCAUGACCAGAAACUCUCUCAAUGCGCUGUUGGCGAGGCACAAGGGGCAAGUGAGGUUUGUUCAAGAGGACCAGUUUUCGAAAAGGGUCCCAGACAUGGAGACCGUCGAUUCAGAAGACGUGUACUUGGAGGGGCGAGCCUCCCGGACUUAUCCAUGGGGCAUCCAGUACAUCGGCGCGAACGCGGUUUGGGGGUCGGGGCGCGGGAGUACAUGUGUACGUGCUGGACACGGGCAUUCGCAUUACCCAUAA